Trichoderma gamsii is the source of this 924-nucleotide messenger RNA. RefSeq lists its product as hypothetical. Lineage: Eukaryota; Fungi; Ascomycota; Sordariomycetes; Hypocreales; Hypocreaceae. The coding region runs from base 1 to 924 and encodes 307 amino acids. The transcript has a single exon. The record is from RefSeq and is a predicted model, not a curated record.
AUGGACCGCGACUUCAAUGACGACAAAAUUCCAGAUGAGGAAACUGUGGACGCCUUCAUCGACUCAGAUCCCGACUCAGAUCUUGAGGACACUUCUGUGAGCAUCGGGCUAAACAAGACGGGAGAGCGUGGCAGCGGUUACCACACUCGCAAUGACCCCUCUGCACCCUACCAACGACAAACAGUGACGGAGCGUCGAGGCAUUAUUGAAGUUCGCUGCAAGUCACGAGAUGUCAUCCAUGGAGUUUUGUCAGAAGAGACGGGAGAAAGCGGAACGCUUGUUGUCUACGACUUUUACCUCGACACAACUCGGAGAUCACGGCGAAUUGUGUCUGCGUCCCUGGAAUUCGAGUUUGCCAAUGUUGUUCCUGGAGUACCCGCGCCUCAAGUUCAGGCCAUUGCGCCUUCAGGGCGUGUGACGUUACUGCCUUCAACCCAGGAGGAGUCGGUGACCCACGGAGCUGAAAUGAACGCCGGCGUGAGUGAGUUGGGCGCAAACGCUGGCGGGACCCUCAAGUGGGAGAAGACUGUGAGCUAUACGGCGAGCGACGAUGCCAGAGUUACGGGGCACAUCUUCAGCGAUGACUACGGCAAAGGCGUUGGUGCGAGCUGGGUCCUUCACGAGAAUGCCAUGCUCAAGUCAGGCGUACCAAGCUUCUUGCGCUGUGCCAUCUUGCUCAACCGUGGGUUCGACGAAAACAAAUUUCAGUGUAAAGUGAGGAUCAAGGUGGAAGCGGAUUGGAAGUCUGAAAUGGGUCGACUGUUUGGCUCAACUCCUCCAGAUGACCCGGUUUUGUUCGACCCUGAAAUGCCCUCCACUAACAAGCUACGGAAAUACGAUACAGAGAACUUGGGCUCUAUCGACUUGGACGAGUUUACAGACAUUAUCUUUGACAAGAAAUUAAAGAAGAAGGAGGAAGCUUAG